CCCGACACCAGAAUGUUGAACACUGCGACUGACUCAGUCAACGCUGUUCGCACGACCCUCAGAGGAACUGCGCCCGUCAUGAAAGCCGUGCGCUUCCACGGACGCGGCGAUAUCCGACUGGAUGAGAUCGAAGAGCCAACUUGCGGGAAGGGUCAAGUGAAGUUGCGACCAGCCUUUGUGGGGAUUUGCGGCAGUGGUACUGAUCUGGUAGAUCUACACGAAUACACUGGCGGCCCCGUCCUCGUCCCCCAAACACCCCACAAGAUCACCGGCGCCACACGUCCAGUAACCCUGGGGCACGAAUUCGGCGGGAUCAUCGAAGCAGUCGGCCAAGGGGUCAGCCACGUUUCGCCCGGACAACGGGCUGUCGUCCGACCCACCAUCUUCGACCGGGACUGUGCAUCCUGCAAGCUCGGCUACCAGUACUGCUGCGAGAACAUCGGAUUCAUUGGACUCUCGGGUUACGGCGGCGGCCUCGCCAAAUCCAUCGUCGCGCCAGCCGAGCACCUUUACCCCAUCCCAGACACCAUCUCCCUCGAAGCCGCCGCCCUCAUCGAACCCCUCGCCGUCGCCUGGCACGCCGUCAACAUCUCCCCCUUCAAACCCGGCGACAGCGUCCUGGUCCUCGGCGGCGGACCCGUGGGCAUCGGGAUCGUCCAGGUCCUCCAGAUGCAAGGCGCGCAGAACAUCAUCGUGGCCGAGCUGAUGGAGAACCGGAAACGGCUCGCCCGGGACUACGGCGCCGCGCAUAUCGUGGACCCGCGCGAGGGCCAGGGCCAGGGCCAGGGCGAGGCCAGGCAGACCGUCGCUCCGCGUGUACGUGAACUGACGGGGGGCGUGGGCGCGGAUGUCAUCUUCGAUACUGCCGGGGUGGAGGCGGCGUUGAACGAGGCGAUCGGCGCAUGUCGCACCCACGGGACGAUUGUGAAUAUUGCGGUGUGGGAGAAGCGUCCUGCCAUCAGGGUUAAUGAUUUGAUGUAUAGUGAGGUGAAAUAUAUGGGGUCAGCGCUGUACGAUGAGAGUGCGUUUGUGAAUGUCAUUCAGGCGUUGAAUCAUGGUCAAUUGAAACCGGAGAAGAUGGUCACCGCGAAGGUCAAAUUAAAUGAUGUGGUGGAGAAGGGGUUUGAGGAACUGGUGCGCCAUCGCGAUAAGCAUUGCAAGAUUCUGGUGGAUGUGCAGGGUUAG
Messenger RNA from Aspergillus saccharolyticus JOP 1030-1, 1185 nucleotides. RefSeq lists its product as uncharacterized. Gene Ontology annotation, molecular function: (R,R)-butanediol dehydrogenase activity; zinc ion binding. Lineage: Eukaryota; Fungi; Ascomycota; Eurotiomycetes; Eurotiales; Aspergillaceae. Bases 13 to 1185 code for a protein of 390 amino acids. The transcript has 5 exons. Gene Ontology annotation, cellular component: cytoplasm. The record is from RefSeq and is a predicted model, not a curated record. Gene Ontology annotation, biological process: butanediol biosynthetic process.